This is a messenger RNA of Anneissia japonica, 2414 nucleotides long. RefSeq names its product low-density lipoprotein receptor-related protein 2-like. Gene Ontology annotation, molecular function: peptidase inhibitor activity; protein binding. Gene Ontology annotation, cellular component: extracellular region. The record is from RefSeq and is a predicted model, not a curated record. Lineage: Eukaryota; Metazoa; Echinodermata; Crinoidea; Comatulida; Comatulidae.
GGGGAAUUGUUAAGUUCAGUCAGUGUAACAACUAAGAAAUCGAAUCCAAUAAAUACAUGUCAUGAUUUCGUAUAUUUGUAACAUUUUUUAAACAUAUUCUGUUUUAUUUGAUAAAAUUACAAACAUAUUAGAUCUGUACUAGCUGAAGCAAACAUUUCAAUAUUAAUAUGAUCUUUCGUUUUAAACCUUCAACACGGCUAUUUACAUCAACAUGGUUUACAAAAUACACCCUCAAAUCAGCUGGAAUUAGUAAAAUUCAAAUUAACCAAAAUAUUCAGAAAUAUCGUUUGGUUAUACAGCGGACUAAGCAAGGUCAUUCCUUGGAGUUAUCGAUGUCCAUUUGCACCGCACGCAUACCAAGCACACAGUUAUGGCCGCAGCUUCCAAGAGCAAUAAUUGGAUUUUUAUUUUGGUUCUUUUAUUGAGUCUGGUAUACGCAUCUGAGAGUUUUGUUGAAAAACUGAGGCAUUCAAAGAAACGCAUAAUCCAAGAAUCGGCUAAAAUUAAACAAAAAGAAGGGAGCCAAAAAGUGCAAAAUGAGCGCGAUUACUGUGAUGGAUUUCUCUGUGAGAAUAACUUGUGCCUACCAGAACAUUACGUCUGUGACGGAACACCAGAUUGCAUCGGUGGAGGGGGUGGCGCAUGCCUCGAAGGGAAAUGGAGGUGUGAUGGCAGCUUUGACUGUUACCACUCUGACGAUGAGGUCGGCUGUAAUACCUGUACCACUGAGCAGUUCAAAUGCAGUGAUAAUGUGUGUAUUCCCGAGCACGCGGUGUGCGAUGGUUACGCAGACUGUUAUGAUGGGGAGGACGAACAUCAGUGGUGCGCGUGCGGUAAUGGCGAGUUUAAGUGCGAGAAUGGUCUUUGUAUUCCUCACGACAAGAUUUGCGACGGAAAGAAAGAUUGUGGGUAUGGUGGCGAAGACGAGGGCAACUGUGAGGCAUGCGACUCAAACGAAUACCGAUGUAAUGGAAACGGCAAAUGCAUUCCAAUCUCUUUUCUUUGCGAUGGACUUCUUAAGGACUGCCCUAAUGGUGACGACGAGGCUAACUGUGGAUGUACGAAGGAACAGUUCGAGUGUAGCGACGGUACCUGCAUCGCCCUGUCGCUCGUCUGCGACGGAACCACGCACUGCUCCGACGACGAAGCGUUCUGUGAAUGCGCGGAGUUGGAAUUCAAUUGUAAUGUACCGAAUCGUGUGUGCUUGCCUGUUAGUCAGGCUUGUGAUGGUAUUCCACAAUGUCCAAAUGGAGAUGAUGAAGAAGGCUGCCCUUUCACGUGUGGCCCUCCAGAAAAUUUCUUGUGUCCGGACGGUACGUGUCUGCCGUCGUUUGCCCAGUGUGAUGGCGUCAACGACUGUAUUAAUUCUGCCGACGAACGAGAUUGUGAAUGCAAGGAAGAUGAAUUCAAAUGUCUUUCUGGCGAUUGUAUAGCAAACCGGUAUCUGUGUAAUUCGUAUAGAGAUUGUCAAGAUGGUAGUGAUGAGUCUGCGGAGGUGUGUACUCCAGAACCAAUUGUUGGUGAAUGUCCGAACGUGCCUGCUGGGACCAUAGGACUUUGUAUCUAUGGAUGCGAUUCGGAUAACGACUGUCAACACAGCAAGAAGUGUUGCUUCAACGGAUGUGGCAAAGAAUGCGUUCAUCCUAUUUUCCCACCAAAACUUAUAAUUAAAGAAGGCGACUGUCCAGCAUUAAGCGCCCCCUACGGUGCACAUCAGUGUUCCGACUUGUGUCUAUCAGAUUCUGAUUGUCCACACCUGGAAAAAUGCUGUAGCAACACCUGCGGUAAAGUAUGCGCAGAGCCUGCUGUUAAAACUAAGGAGAUCGAAGAAAUCAACACAAAUGAAUUGGAAGAGGAUUUAGAGGAAGUUAAGAGGCAAUUUGCUUCAUUUGAAAGCCGUUUUGAUUGGUUGGAUAAGACAGUAUCUGACAUACUGGUUGGGCUUGGAAUUCUCCAAACAGAAAUAACGGACCUUAGAAACCAUGAGCACUAUUAUGAACCUGCACCUGUCCAUUACGUCCCGCCACCUACAACAAGGCCGCCACCACCACCACCACCAGAGAAUGCUGUGAAUGGUUACCCAAGCAAUGCUGGUUCACGGCCAAGUUAUGGACGCCCGUCGUAUGAACAAGAAACCGAGAAACCGGCUUCAAAUAACCACGUCAUUGCUGGACGACCUACAAAUGCACAUUCGUACAGACCGCACAAGAAGCAGUUAAACAAAGAUGGAAUUGGUGAAUUCAAAAGAAGGAUCAUACAUUGGGGAAAAUUAUUACGUUCCAAAGACCAUACAGAAUAAUGAAUAAACCAUAAUUAUUAAUUAAAAAAAGCUAACAUGAUCAUGUUUAAAAUCAAGUCAAUAUGACAUUUUGUGAACUGUGACACAUAAAUAAAUUUCACAUACAACUCCGUAA